Molecule: messenger RNA, 1750 nt
Organism: Loxodonta africana (African savanna elephant)
Lineage: Eukaryota; Metazoa; Chordata; Mammalia; Proboscidea; Elephantidae
Product: C-X-C motif chemokine 5
Exons: 4
Coding region: 119-463 (114 amino acids)
Biological process (GO): chemotaxis; immune response; defense response
Cellular component (GO): extracellular region
Molecular function (GO): chemokine activity
Source: RefSeq, a predicted model, not a curated record
GUAAGUGCAGAUAAAAGAGAGCCCAGAACACUUAGGGAAGCCACAGUGCUUCAAAUCUCCGCGCUUCCUCUCGCUUGCCUCCAGCCUCCCGAGCCUGGGCUCCUCGCCACUCUCUGCUAUGAGUCUCCGGUCCAGCCCCGCCGUCCGCAUCCCCGGACCUUCGUGCUCGCUGUGCCUGCUGCUGUCGCUGCUGCUGCUGCUGACGCCGCCGGGGCCCCUCGCCAGCGCUGGUCCUGUCGCGGCCGUGGUGAGAGAGCUGCGCUGCAUGUGUUUAGUCAUCACCCCUGGGAUUCACCCCAAAAUGAUCAGUAAUCUACAGGUGAUCGCCGCGGGACCGCAGUGCCCUAAGGUGGAAGCGAUAGGCUACCUGAAGAGCGGGAAGGAAGUCUGCCUGGACCCAGAAGCCCCUUUGAUCAAGAAAAUCAUCCAGAGAAUUCUGGACGGUGGAAAAAAGAAAAACUGAUCAAGAGAAAGGACCAGGCAGUGGAAAAAUCACCCAGUUUUCAGCAGAUCGGUUUUCUAGAGAUCUCCCACCGGAGAAGAUGAAAAGCAAGAGUUAAUUUUCCCCCUUCAGUCACCUUUUUCAUGAAUUUCCCACUUUGAGUAGGGGGGCAGUUUGUCCCUGCAGCGUUCUGCUAAGCUUAUUAAGUAUUUACCAUAAUAUUUCCUAUUUAUUUUAUCUGUUAUGUUAUUGAAACUUUUGGCAAUUGACUAAAUUGUGAGCCAAGAAUCACUGGUUGUUGAUCUUUCAACGUGUCUUGAAUUGAAAGUGAUUUUUGUAUUUCUAGAAUAUAGUCCUUAUAGUGUUACUGAAAAGGCUAUGGAUUUAAUAUGUAAAUGAUGUUUCAUAAAAUGUUGAUGGAGCUAAACUGUAAUCCUCACUCUUCUCAUGACAUGGAUAUUUUGGUAUUGUUUCUUGGGGAAAUGUAUUACAGAACAUUUUUACUCUUGACCCUGGGGUGCUGUUUAAGUCAUAUUGUGUUAGAAAGCUGGGUGUAUCAUACAGUUAUCCAUGUAGAAUGUAUUUCUUUAUUUAGAAUUUCUUAAUGUUUAAGUUCUAAAAGGACUAAUACAUACUUUUCCUAUAACUUUAGAUAUUUGAUGUCUUCUUAGUAUGGCAUAAUGUCAUCAUUUACUCAUUAAACUUUGAUGUUACAUGCUAUUUAUUAAAUGGAAACCCUGGUGGUGUAGUGGUUAAGUGCUGUGGCUGCUAACCAAGAGGUCAGCAGUUCGAAUCCACCAGGCACUCCUUGGAAACUCUAUGGUGCAGUUCUACUCUGUCCUAUAGAGUCACUAUGAGUCAGAAUCCACUCGACAGCAGUGGGUUUUUUUUUUUUUUUUUGAUUUAUUAAAUGUUAUAUUAAGGGUACUACAUUCUAGUAACUAAAUAUGUUUGGAUAGAUGAAGAAGCUAGGUAAUAGGUAAAUUUCUGAUUUCUCAUUUUUAUAGAAAUGCAUUCUUUUAGAUGGUUUUUAAAAUAAAAGCAUUAACAAUGAUCUGUACUCUGAAAGUUUUAAAAACAUAUUGAAACUAAUUGAAUAUAAAUCCAUUAUUUAGUCUUCCAAUAUAAACACAGCACUGCUAAGAUUUUCUGGUGGUUAUAGUGUGUCUUUUUAAAGCUUGGACAUUUUGUUAUAAAGAAUUAUAUAUGCACCACAUUCACUGUAUUAAAACGGCACUUCUGUGUCUUAUUUGUUUAUAGUACUUCCAUUGUUCUUUAAGAAAAAAAAUAAAAGAUUUAAAAAUUUCA